Molecule: messenger RNA, 5916 nt
Organism: Paramormyrops kingsleyae
Lineage: Eukaryota; Metazoa; Chordata; Actinopteri; Osteoglossiformes; Mormyridae
Product: protein ABHD1-like
Biological process (GO): medium-chain fatty acid biosynthetic process; medium-chain fatty acid catabolic process
Molecular function (GO): monoacylglycerol lipase activity; acetylesterase activity
Source: RefSeq, a predicted model, not a curated record
AGUAAAGUGGAUUUUCACCGGCGACGCCAUUAAGCCGGAAUGGAGUCUUCAGCAAGCUCCAAGCUCUACUGACGAGGGUUGGGCAUGUUUAAUUUGUGCGUCGGAUCUCAUCGCGGAUUUUAUUAAUAUAAUUAACUGGAUUGAGGACGUGAAGUGCAGCUUAAACAUCCCAGCUAGAUGCGUUUUCUUUAGCGAUGCUGGGAACAUGUACGGCAUUUUGGGCCCUAGCCGUUGAACUUGACCGGUAGCGGUGACCUGAUUGACUUUUUUUCUUUCUUUCACGUGUGUAGUUUUUUUUUCUCUCAGGCAACUGGGCGAGAUUUAAUGUCCGUUUAUGGUUGGUAUUUGUGUAUUUGUAAUGUAAUUCAUUAAGUGGAAAAAGUAUCUUUAUAAGUUAAUCAGUACCAGCAAAAACAGUUUAACCAUCCAAGAAAAGAGAGCCGGCUGUUCGCGAAAGUUCUUUUGUAACUUCCGUCUAGGUCUCAAAGUCCCUAAUUGAUAUCUGUAUUGCAGACUCGUUUCUGAUGUUUUUAGGCCAGUGAUGCGAUAGUGUUACAGCAUUAACUCUUAGUUUUCGCCUGGCGUAAACCGCGAAUGAAUGAAAGCUAGCGCACACAGACAGUAGGUCCUGAUCCAGGUCCGGGGGGCAUCUUUCCCGUUCAAGUCCGUGUUGUCAGAUACUUACUUCUUCUCACCCGUGGAAGUCAUGCUGCUCCUCCAUAACGAGGUGUGGAGAUCCUGCCUGGACUACCUCUCCAGACCCUGUACUGUGGUGGUCGGCGCAGUCUCUGCCGCAGUUUAUUACCUUUGGCGCUGUGAGGGCCAGAUGCCCCUCUUGGUGUGUGGCGGUGGCUUCCGUGUCUUCCUGGAGCGUUACUGCCCUGUGGUGACCGAGAGGUUCUGUCCCACGCCCUGGUGCUGGGGGGGGCGGCUGCAAACCCUGGUUCGCGUGCUUAUCAAGUCAAGCCCAUCGGUCUCCUACCGAAAUGAGCUGAUUCGAACAGACGAUGGAGGUCAGAUCUCCCUGGACUGGGUGGACAAUGACAGUGGCAGCACAUACCCAGAUCGUUCCACUCGACCCACGGUGCUGAUUUUGCCGGGACUGACUGGGAACAGUAAGCAGACCUACGUCUUGCAUGCCGUGUGCCAGGCCACGCGCCGUGGCUACAGAUCUGUUGUCUUUAACAACAGGGGUUUCGGAGGGGAGGAGUUAUUGACUCCCAUCACCUUCUCUGCAGCGGACACGUCAGAUUUGGAACAUGUGAUCUGCCACGUGAAGAAACUCAUCCCCCAGGCGCCGCUGCUCGGGAUGGGAGUGUCCCUGGGGGGGAUUCUGCUGUUGAACUACAUGGCCCGCAAGGGGAGCGAAGCGGACAUCCAGGCUGGCAUCACCAUGUCAGUCAGCUGGGACACCUUGGAGUCCUGCGCCUCCCUGGAGCAGCCGAUCAACAGGCUCCUCUUCAACCGCCACCUGGCUGGGAACCUGUGUAGGACCAUCAAGAGGCACCAGAAGAUUCUUCAGUCUGUGGUGGAUGUGGACUAUGUGAUGAAGGCCCGUACCAUCCGGGAAUUUGAUGAACGGUACACAUCAGUGAUUUUUGGCUACAAGUCGUGCCUGGAUUACUACAGGGACGUUAGUCCUGGGUACAAGCUGCCCCAGACCGCUGUUCCUGUGCUGUGCCUUAAUGCCGCUGAUGACCCCUUCUCUCCGAAACACGCUCUCCCUCUGGCCUUGGCUCAGCGCUUGCCCAACGUUGCCCUGUUGGUAACCACUCACGGGGGUCACAUUGGCUUCCUGGAAGGGCUCUUCCCUCGAGGAGAAGGUUACAUGGACCGCCUCUUUGGUCAGUUCAUUCAGGCGGUAUUCGAACACCCAGAGGAUCUCAAGGAGGCCUGUGCCAUUAGAGACGACCUAACUUACUGACAGCUUCCUGUGUAAGCAGCAGCCCUGCCCAUGUAACCUCCAUUUCACUUCCGCUGUAAACGAGUCACCUCAUCUCUCACUGACUGCUAAUCUAUACCUCAGACUCCUGGCAGAAAAAAAAUAGCCUGUUUCCAGGUAGUUAAAACAACAUAGACUAACGCCUUUAUUUGUACUGUGGAGCCGAACGUGACUUUUCAGAGUCACACAGCAGCCUUAUGUGGCAAAUAUCGUGGUUUUUAUACACCUGGGCUGUAACACGCACGUCUGAAAUUUUCACGUUUACUAAUGGUGCUCCAGCUGCAGAAAGAAGCAUUUACAUAUCAAAACCAUCUCAUCCAUCCAUUCAGGCAUCAGCCAGAAUAGGUCCAUAACAAAAAUCAAGCAUUAUCCUAUGUGGUUAGUAUUUAUCUGGAAAAAGCUACCUCAUCCCUCUUCUGCUGCAUCUCAAACCAUCACAACUGCUGGCCCAUAAUCAGCGUCAUCCUCAAAUUAGUACUAGUAGAUGUGCAAUUAAUCAUUUAAAAACCUUAGGAUGGCCAGGCAGUCAUAGCAUCAUGUACCGUAACUUUUGGUGGUGUUCAACUCCAGUUUUAGUUCCAGCUAACUUAAGUCAGGCUGAAGUCACUGCUUGAAAUCACUCCUGGUUCUUCUGCUUAGUGGUCUAAUGUAUCGGUUUUGAUGUGUUUUGCCGAUAAAUCUCAUAGAAUGUGGUUGUUAAAAUGAGUUUCUUCAUUGAUAGAUUAAAAAAAAUGAAGAAACCUACUGUGAUCAAGGGAGCAAUUUCUAUAUACUUUCUAUAUGCUUAUUCGCAUAUACAUGCGCACACAGAAUACUGUGUUGUAGUACUAGACAGUCAAAGAAUAUGUUUAAAUGAUCUUAAGUCUGGUGUGAAAUGUUUAUCGCUGUCAUAGUGUCAGCUUUGCCCUUUCAAAACCUCCCAAAGUAUCCCCAGUUUUGGCAGCAACCACCCAGUACGCUCGUGCACGCUGGACACCCAGUACGCUCGUGCACGCUGGACACCCAGUACGCUCGUGCACGCUGGACACCCAGUACGCCACGUUUCACUAAUCAAUACCUCAUUGAGUUAUUUAACUAAGUACCUUGAGUACGUGAUCUUGUAAUGAAAUUUAACAAAUACAUUGGAUGGCUGUGGUGCACUGAGGGGAGGUUUGGGAGCUGAAGCGGUGUUCAUCUAGUCAUCCAACAGGAUAUCAGUAAAUUUUUGUAGAAAAGAAAUUCCUGCUAGUUUUUGUAUUCUUAAUUUGCAUAUGUUCUCAUUUUUAAAUUGCUGCUUCUGAGCAAAUAAGAUAAACAGCUUUAAACAUUUCCUUUGACUGCCUAAGACUUUUGCACAGUACUGUACCCUAUCAAAUCAAAAUCAAUCUUGGGCUGUACCCGCAAGGUUCUGCCAUUUGUACCCCAGAGUCCAUUUUGGUACCUCAAAGGGUCUGUUUUUGUGCCAUUGGGGGGUACAUUGUAGUUAGUACCUGGCAGAACAAAACUGUACCAUCCUUUUAGUCUGACUUUGUUUAUAAUAUACACACGCAUUGGGAAUGAUUCGUAUUUCCAUUCCUCUUUUCCCCUUGUCUUUCGACUGCUUUGAUGUAAAUCUGCUUUGAUAAAUCGACAGGUGUUUUAUCUCAUUGAGAAUAGCCAUGAUCAUCUUCACAUCAGUAUCUUUUACUACUUGUUGAUUGUUACCUAGACUAUGUGCUGCUAAUAUAUUGCUGGAAAAACACCUAGUUCCGCCACAAUCUAGGGAUUUAUAGCUUUAAAUGAACCAGAUAAAAUGGCGUUGCGCAUGUCUGCUGUACACCUGUGGCUUAUGGGACUGAUCUUAAACCGUAUUUGGGUUUGAGUAGCAUUGUUCCUUGGGUGGAACUCGGGACGCUUCAACGCACAGGGUUUCCCCAGGCUGAAGCCCAGGGGCACCUGCUAAGAAGGGUCCUCAGCUGACCUUGUUUAAUAACAUUUAAAACCUACCCAUCCCAUAUUGAAAAUGAAAAUGCUAUGUCUUGCAAUGAAUCAAUAUGGGAGACACUGUACGAGUUGGGGGAGGGGGGGUGGGGAGGAUUGGUUGCAUGGUCCAGAUUAAAUUGUACGUAAUAUAGUGAAGAGCAGGGGAGCAUGUGACUAUGUUAAUGCCCCUCUUGUGAGACUGCAGAUUUUUAAGAGUAACACAUCAUUAGACUAGAGAAAACUUGUCUUAUAAGAAGAGUUUAAGUAAACUUUCCUUUCAGACUUGUCCUUCAGUAAUAAACCACUCCAGGAAAACUAAACUGAUAUGUUCCUGCUUCACCUGUAUCUUGCCGCUGUGGCCAGUCGCAUUUUUUCUGUUAUCUGAGUGAAUCCGCUGCCCCCGUAUGGACUCCGCAUGUAUUCACACCCAUGUCGCUAUGUGUGCGUGUAAACGGGGCACCAUCUGUGUAUUUACCGAAACACAUUUUUAAAUGUUCUAUGCCUUAAGUUUAUUGGGUGAUGCCACUAUGCCUUUGAGCUGAAUGUUAUUGCACUGUCUGACAACUGUAUUAAGUGUUGCUGGUCUUGUGGCCCUGCUUGUAGGAAAUGAUUGAAUGAACUUUAUCAUUCCGUUUUAAUUAUAUUUAAAGUAACUUUGUAUAUACAUGCACCUGGAAGCUGAUAAAAGGCAGUGUUACGGCAUUUGAUAUCUUCAACAUUGAUUAAAUGUAUUGAGUGCAAAAAGUGUGUAAUGCUUACCUUAAAGGUUUUUUUAUCUAAGAAAAUUAGCAGGAUGACAUUGGAAAUGACUGCUCUGUAAUAGUGUUGAUCUUUUAGUGCUUUGUCAGUCAACGAUAAGUGUUGUGGGUGAUUGACAGGUUGGGAGAAAGGAAACAGAAUGUGUUUUUGCACUGAUUUAGAAAGUUUGUUUACGUAAUAACGGAUAUCAAAUGUCCAUUUGUUUUUUUUUUUGUUUUUUUUUUUUUUUUCCCCCACGUCAACAAUUUAUAUUGACAUCAGUUCUGUGCAGAAAAAAUGUCUUGUUUUUCAGCAUAAUGCAUUCAUUUCAUUUUACUAUCAUGGCAUAAUUAAAAUGUGAAUCUUAGCUACUGAACAUUUUGUCCGGCUGAUAAAGCUGGAAUGGAUAUGACAAAUCGCCUAAACGAGUUGAAUUAAAUCGUACAUAUUCAGUUUACCGCAAUACCUCUGAAAACAAUAACUGCCAUUGAUAGGAAGUGACAUGGUUUUACUGAAAUCCAUUCAAUGGGCAGUGGUCACGGUUUCCUGUCCUCUGGCUGGUAGAGUAACCAUAUCAAUGUUUGGCCCUUGAGAAACGGCCUUAACCUCAACUGCUGUAGGGAUACUGGCAAACCUUGACCCCAUACCUUCCACGCUUGAUCAUUGCUUUAUGCAGUGACAUUUUAGUGGUAUGUUUUACUCUUAAUAGUAUGAAGAGUUGCAUGAAUGUUUUGUGAUUUAAGUAGCUGUCAUAAGUAACUGAAGGCGUUAAACAUAGACGAGACAUUCUGGAGAGAUGCCAUCUGUGAUUGCCAGUGGUUUACAUUACAUUACUAUCUAAUAUUAAAUAGUAAUAUUGUACAUUUAGAAUCUUAUGUCUGACUCAUCUUAUAUGUAAGAUCAUGUGUUUGGCCUUGAAAAAAUAUUGACUGAUUUUUAUUUUUUUUUAAUUAUUUUUAAAACGUACAAUUUUAACUUUUUAUCUAUUGAAUGUGAUCUAAGGGCAUUGCUGAUAUUACGGGCAUUAUCCAACAUAACGUUCAGCUAGAAAGAACAUUUAAAAAAAAAUGUAUUUUAGAAAGUGGAGUUGUAAAGUAGAAAGUUGUCACUGACCUGCAGUUUGUGAAAAGGUACUGAUUAAUAUCUGUAACGUGUAACCAUUUAUAAUGGUAAAUGGGCAAUAAUCGCACUUAAAAGGAGCGUUUCUUAACGUCCCCAGACUUGUUUUAUUCACCUGAAAGUAUCUUAUAAUGUAAUAGCGAUUUAUUUGCACUUUAAUAAUAAAAACUAAAAAA